AUGGGCCGUAAAGCUGCACCGCAGCCGCUUUCGUUGGGGGAAUCUGUGCGCCCCAGCGACGGGUCUCGUGCUGCUGGUGAGACAGUUCCCCAUUCUGCAACGUCGCCCCGAUCACCGCGCUCGCCUACAAGGCACGUCCAGACCGAAGAAGAGUGCGUCGCCGUCGGGGAGCCCAUGCCGCUUGCCGAUGUCUUGCAUCAACCCCGGAAGUCGCCAAACCUUCGCGAAGAGCCUCAGCAGCAGCAGCGCCCUGACGAAGCCCGCGACCCGCCGCAGCCGUCGCCAAGAGGAGGAGGAGGAGGAGGAGGCCACUCGGUGGACCAACAACAGCAGCUGGGCCACAGGCACCGGCGGCGCGGUGACGACAAGGCCUCGAAGUCGGGCUUCUUCUUUAACUUUGGAAAGUCGACCAAGCCAUCAGACCGUCCCGUCGUGCACCAAUAUCCGGAUUCCCGCGCCGAAACCAUGUCGAGAGACGCGGACCGCCUCCCGCUCUCUAAACAAAGCACGAAGCAUUCAGACUCUUCCUCCUCAUUGCAGAAACCGAACACACCCCUGCCAUCCCGAUCCGAAGUGUCCCUAGCUUCAACGGUAGACUAUGAUAGCGCGGGUAAUUCGCUAGCCUCGUCAAAGAAGUCCAGCAAGCCCAAGCCCUUUAAUCUACUUGGGCGUACAAGGUCGUUCAAAGACAGGGAUAACAAGGACAGCCCGAGUCCAAAAGAACACGCCCCGAUACCGGUUCCGGUGCCGCCGCCGCCAAAAGCCGCCGAGCCUGAGCGACCCUACACUUCUGCCGCAGCAGCGCCGAGAACUGCCCCGCUCCAGGCACGCGACCGGUCUUUCCGGGAGAUGAUGUCGGCGGUCAGGAAUAAUUCCGCCGAGCGGUCCCAGCACAGGGAAAUCAGCGGGAAGGGAAGGGAUCAGGAGAAAGACCACCACCAGAGGCAGCCUCAUGGUUACACCCAGACACCCGGCGGAGCCUUUUUCAGCAACUUGAAGCACAGCAAGACAGUGGGCAUCAUAAGCAACCGCUUGUUUGGCGGGGGCUCAAGGCAUGAGGCGCCGGUGCCCAAGGAGCCGGUGGUAGAUGAUGAACACUAUGUGCUCAAGGUCAUCAACCUCCCACUUGUUGAACAAACGCGCCUUACGCGGAUAUCGAAGAGACUCGAGGAUUCUAGGGAUAAAACCGAGUUCUGGAUGCCCGCGUUUCCCUGGAGGGCGAUAGACUACCUGAAUUACAAGGGCAGCGAGGUGGAGGGUCUGUACCGCGUCCCCGGGAGCGGCCCACAGAUCAAGAAAUGGCAGCGAAAGUUUGACGAGGAACUGGAUGUGGACCUGUUUGAACAGACAGACCUCUACGACAUCAACAUCAUCGGCUCCAUGCUGAAGGCGUGGUUGCGAGAGCUUCCCGACGAGCUUUUCCCCAAGGAAGCCCAGGACAGGAUCUCAAGGGAAUGCGCCGGCGCAGAGAAGGUGCCGCAGCUACUCAUCGAGGAGCUCUCUAACCUACCGCCCUUCAACUACUACCUUCUCUUCGCCAUCACCUGCCAUCUAAGCCUCCUCCUCGCCCACUCCGAGAAGAACAAGAUGGACUUUCGCAAUCUGUGUAUCUGCUUUCAACCAUGCAUGAAGAUCGACGCCUUCUGCUUCAAGUUCCUGGUCUGUGAUUGGCGCGAGUGUUGGAAGGGUUGUAAAAACGAGGCCAAGUACAUUGAGGAGGAAUAUGCCCUCUUUGACCAGCCCCCUCCCAAGGCCGCGAGCGAUCGCGAAAAGAAUGGCGCCGGAAAGGUUGAAAUAGUUGAGCCGAUUGACGAGAAGGCCGAGAAGCUUGAAGAGGAAAAGCAGGAAGAGCGGAACAUCUCUUCCUCAGACAGCAGCAAGAGCCCAAACAGCGGGGAGGCCGAACAAAAAGGGCGACUGAAGAAGCCGUUGGCCGAGAGCGAGAGCGCCGAGACGAGCUCGACAAUAUCAACAACACUCACGUACAACAGCGAGCACGAGACACCACCAAGGAAGCCCAGCGACCUGCGGCCGCUUUCACCGAUCAAGCCGCUGUCGCCACUGAAUUUCUGA
Messenger RNA from Chaetomium strumarium, 2073 nucleotides. RefSeq lists its product as uncharacterized. The transcript has 3 exons. The record is from RefSeq and is a predicted model, not a curated record. The coding region runs from base 1 to 2073 and encodes 690 amino acids. Gene Ontology annotation, biological process: signal transduction; regulation of GTPase activity. Gene Ontology annotation, cellular component: cytoplasm. NCBI's taxonomy places the organism in Eukaryota, Fungi, Ascomycota, Sordariomycetes, Sordariales, Chaetomiaceae.